Daphnia pulex (common water flea) is the source of this 2013-nucleotide messenger RNA. RefSeq names its product BTB/POZ domain-containing protein kctd15-like (gene twz). Bases 507 to 1670 code for a protein of 387 amino acids. NCBI's taxonomy places the organism in Eukaryota, Metazoa, Arthropoda, Branchiopoda, Diplostraca, Daphniidae. The record is from RefSeq and is a predicted model, not a curated record. Gene Ontology annotation, molecular function: protein binding. Gene Ontology annotation, biological process: protein homooligomerization. The transcript has 6 exons.
AGAGAGAUAGGUAUAUAUCCAACAUCACUGGAAGCUGUGCCGGAGGCUUUUUCUCCAUCUCUCUCUCUCGUCCGAUAUAUUCCAACCUAUACCCUUUGCUCUACGGAGGCACUUGAGGCACUUUUUUCCAGCUAAAAAAGAAAAAAGAAAAAAGAGGUGGACCCCAUCAUGCAGCAGCAGCAUCUGUCCAGUGCUCCAGGCAUCUCCUAUAGGAUCCGCCAGCUAGGCACCGCAGCUUUUCAAAGACGUUCAGUCUCCGUCGAGCGUCCGUCCGUGAAACGUGCGUGUCGUUUUGACACUUGCGUCAGCUCAUUUUCAACAUUUUCGAAAUUGUUUUUAACCGCAGAAUAAAGAAACGGAUUUUCCCUCAAUAAUGGACUGCUGCUGCCGGUGUUGAUUACUGGAUGAUUAUUGAAAUUUUCCAGAUAGUAUAAUUAGAAAUUUCAAAUAAAUUUUCAAAUAAAAAAAGGGACGGACGUAGUGGAUCAAAAAGUCCGGGCAACAACAUGCAGGUGGAGAGAAUGAUCGGCAAAGCGCAUUCCAGGCUAUUAUCUCCGAGUUUAUCUCCGGCGACGUCACCGACGUUGAGCGCCGUGUCGUCACCGGCUCCCCAAACUCCGACGCCCACGACGACGCCGAUGCUCCAGGUGAUCUCUUCCAAUUCGGCUUCUUACACGCCCAAAUUGGCCGGCAUCCCCAGCGUAGCGGCGGCGUCUCGUUACACGGCGCCCGUUCACAUUGACGUCGGCGGGACCAUCUACACGUCGUCGCUGGAAACGCUCACGACGAGAUUCGGCGAGUCGCGACUGGCCAAAAUGUUCAACGGCGGCAUCCCCAUCGUCCUGGACAGUUUGAAGCAGCACUACUUUAUCGAUAGGGACGGCCAGAUGUUCCGGCACGUCCUCAAUUUCGUCCGCAACGGAAGACUACUCCUCCCGGACGAUUUUGCCGAUGUGGAACUUUUACUGGAAGAGGCCAAAUAUUACGACAUCAUCCCCAUGGUGAAAGCGUUGGAAAUGUUGCGGAUGGAAAGACGGACGCGGAAUGGACAGUACGGUGAUAAAUUGUACAACAGCCACCAGCACAACGGUCAUCCGGCAAUGCCGAGUUCCAGUCCGGUUUCGGGGUCCCGUUGUUCGCCCGUUUCUGGCGGGAUGAGCGUGACUGGUGGCGUCCGGUUACGUUCGGCUGUUUCAUCCAGCAACCGGAUGGAUCACCAGCAAAAUUCACCCGGCGGAGGCAGUAGCAACGAAGGCGGUGGCGGAGCUCCAGGUGUGGCCGGUUUGACGUGCCGGAAGGAUUUGAUAGCCGAAGAUUCCGGUUCGCCCGGAGAUGAUUGCAACAGCCGCUUGGGUUGGGAGUGUCUAGCCCUGUACGUCAGUCCCGAUUUGGGCGAGAGGAUCAUGUUAUCCGGCGACCGGAAUUUGGUGGAAGAAAUUUUUCCGGAAAUCGCCACGCCUCUGAUGGAUGGCCGAUCCAGCGUGGCUUGGAAUCAGGACCCUCGGCACGUCAUCCGCUUCCCGCUCAACGGCUACUGCAAGUUGAACUCGAUGCAGGCGAUCACGCGUUUGUUGAACGCCAAUUUCAGCAUCGCUGCAUCCAACGGCGGCGGAGUUGAAGGCCAGCAAUUCUCCGAGUACCUUUUCAUCCGCAAAGCUGUUCCCCUUUGAUUUCAAAUGAAUCACACGAAAUCUACAUUAAACCUUAUUGUAUAAGAAAAGCCGCACCCCCCAUCAGCACAUCCCAUUAUUAUCAAUUCCGCAGUGUUAGAAUUAAAAUUAAAAUGUUUGUGUCAUUUUGUUUUGUGUUAAUUUUGUUUUGGUUUUUGAGCCAAUCAUUUAAUUCUUCGCGGAAUUAAAUCCAGAAAAACUCGAUUUGAUAUUAUUUCACAAUGUUUCACGUUUCAGGUAUUGUCCAUGUAUACAAUCGAAAUGUCAAUUGCUGCUUAAAUAAUAUGUAGGAAACUUCAAUUCAGUUGAUUGCUGCGAUGCAUAAAGUGAGAGUCUAACUCGA